AGAUGCAGUCCGUUCCGAUCCGUAUUCCUACAGACUCCACGUAUGAAGGUCUCGGCCCCCAGUGCAUCACUCCUAAGACGCCGUCUACUCCACAUGGACCAGAUGAGCUUGAGAGCGACACGUCAAACCGCAGCCAGAGGUCUUACAGACAUAGCAGGGGACGAGUCCGUUACCUGGACGCUUCUUCAUCGCCGGCAGAAAAAUUAUCUAACGCACAGCUAAUGGCCGAGCAUUUCAUCCAAGAAAAUCAAUUCAUCAAAGCUAACAAAGAGUUCAUCCGAUGUGUCGCCUUAAACAAAAUUCUUUACGGGGAUGGACAUUGGAGACUUGCCCAAGCGUUUGCAAAUCUUGCCCACAGUUACCUUAUUUUCAGGGAGCUGCCGGCACAGGCCCGACAGCAUGCUGAGUCCGCGAAAACUAUUCUCCUGAGAGGGGUGGAUAUGACAAAGUCCGUGGAAGAAAAGAGAGAAAUACUAGAGACUCUGGUGACGAUCUACUAUACUCUUGGGAUGGCUCACCUGCUGGAGAAUAAUGGAAAGGAGUCUUCCCUCAGCUUGCAGAAAGUGGAGAAGAUUCUGGAGGAAUUGGAUGAACUACAAGAGAAAUCAUCGGUCACCUUAAAAAUAUCAGAAAAGGAUGUCGCCGUCGCCCUGGGAAAGGCUUGUUUGCUUCAAAAGAAACUAAGUUCAGCAACAACUUAUUUCGAGCAGGCCGUGAGUUUCGUCGUUUCUGCCAAGGGGGACAGCGAUCCCGAGCUGAUCGAUCUUUACAAGGUUUUGGCGAGGGCCGAGCAAAUGAGGAAAAAGCAUGACCUUGCCAUCCGGCACCUACUCCAGGCUCAUUCCAUUUCUCAAGCAGCGUACAAGAAAUUCAGCACCGAGUCCGCGGAGACGGAGCUGCUGUUGGCUAAAGCAUAUGCGGCUUCCACAAACUCCUCGUAUGAUGGCAAGUAACAGCAUGAAGCCGCUGAGAAGUGUUUUAGAGAGAGUCUGAAUGCGUUUCAAGCCGUUCUGGGGCCAAAUGAUCCGCAGACGUUAAAUACUUGCGUGGAGUUCAGCAAGUGGCUUAUCCAGAUUGGAAACAGAGAGGAGGCGUAUGAGCUUCUUCGUGGAGCUGUGAGCUCUGACACUGACUUAAGCGAGCCCCUGGUGGAAGUACUUAGUAUUAUGGGGGGCAUUUGCUUAGCAGACGGGAAAAUACACAAAGCUUAUAAACUCCUGAAGAAGUGUUUAGAAAUUCAGAGCACAGUUUACGGACCUCAGCAUACAAAAAGCAGAGCAACACAAAACAUACUCGACAUGUUGAAGAAAUCUGGAGCUACCAGGGAUUGAGAAUAAAAUCAAAUCCGAGUGGACCGCUUAAAUCAAGGACACGUAAAAGAAUCAAUGUUGGAACCAGGCAAUUAAUAUAGAAACUAUAGUGUGUGAUAUUGUGUAUAUACCAAGGAAAAGCAUUUGUGCUGCAUGUGACGUUUCGAUCCAUUCAGAUUGUGGAGUUGUGUCUAUAAUUUCUGAAGCUUGUUGCUCAAGAGGUGAAACAUUUUACACCUUAAUAUUCACUUUGCAUUAGGAAGGGUUAAACCUUACAGCUGCUACAUUAAACUUAGAGAAACGGUC
Spea bombifrons (plains spadefoot toad) is the source of this 1616-nucleotide messenger RNA. RefSeq names its product tetratricopeptide repeat domain 23 like (gene TTC23L). Lineage: Eukaryota; Metazoa; Chordata; Amphibia; Anura; Pelobatidae. The transcript has 11 exons. Gene Ontology annotation, molecular function: protein binding. The record is from RefSeq and is a predicted model, not a curated record.